Messenger RNA from Penicillium cinerascens, 2004 nucleotides. Its product is annotated as Copper amine oxidase N2-terminal. The record is from RefSeq and is a predicted model, not a curated record. NCBI's taxonomy places the organism in Eukaryota, Fungi, Ascomycota, Eurotiomycetes, Eurotiales, Aspergillaceae. The transcript is spliced from 3 exons. Gene Ontology annotation, biological process: amine metabolic process. Gene Ontology annotation, molecular function: primary methylamine oxidase activity; copper ion binding; quinone binding. The coding region runs from base 1 to 2004 and encodes 667 amino acids.
AUGGCUAGCCUACAUCCAUUUGACCCCAUCACCCCUGGGGAAAUCCAGCUGGCAGUGCGGAUCCUCGAGUCCGCCUUCCCGGGUGUCAAGUUGCGGUAUAAGCGCAUCGAUCUUCAGGAACCCACCAAGCAUGAGGUCGUCCCUUACCUUGAGGCUGAACGCCGUGGAGAGCCACGCCCUCCCAAGCCCGCUCGUCUGUUGAUGACGCUGUUCCACCGCAUGGACAACGGGUCCUUCUUCAAGGCCUUGUUGAACGCUGACUCCAAGUCCGUCGUGUCGGCCAAGGAACUCCCCAAGGAUGUUCAAGGCCCCUUGGAUGUGGAUGAGAUGAUGGAGAUAGAGCAGAUGUACCUCGACCAUCCGGCCGUCAAAGCAGAGAUUGAGAAACUGAAGUUGCCCCAAGGCAUGACCGUCUGCUUGGACCCGUGGAUCUACGGCACCGACGACGCUAAGGAAUCCCGACGCUUGUUCCAGUGCUAUAUGUACAUUGUGGCCGUCGACCAUCCUCAAAACAACCAGUACUCUCUUCCCUGCAAAUUCUCCCCUGUCUUCGAUGGCAUCACCCGCAAGCUGGUGCGCAUGGAUUACCUCCCCGAAGGUGCAGGCACCCAGAGCACAGACACGCAGCCGUGGAAGCAGGUGCCUGCUAUUCAAUACGCGCACGAGUUGCUGGACGAGCCGCUGCGCACUGAUGUGAAGCCUUAUAUUGUGCAGCAGCCUGAGGGUGCUUCGUUUAAUGUUAUCGGAAACGCCGUUUCAUGGCAGAAGUGGCGUUUCCGUGUCGGCUUCAACAACCGUGAGGGCUUAGUGUUGCACAAUAUUACCUAUGACGGUCGUAGCACUUUUUACCGUCUGUCAUUCUCUGAGAUGACUGUUCCUUACGGAGAUCCCCGUGCCCCCUACCAUCGCAAGCAGGCUUUCGACGUCGGUGACGUUGGAUUCGGCAUCACAGCAAACCAACUGGCCCUGGGCUGCGACUGCCUCGGGCACAUUAAAUAUUUCGACGGUUAUCGUACCGAUGCCAAGGGCGAGCCCAUCCAGCUCAAGAACGUCAUUUGCAUGCACGAGCAGGACAACGGCCUGCAACACAAGCACACAAACUACCGCACCGGCGCCGCGACUGUCGUCCGCAACCGCCAGCUCGUGGUCCAGAUGAUCUGCACCGUCGCCAACUACGAAUACAUCUUCGCAUUCAUCCUCGACCAAGCAGCAAACAUCGAGCUCGAGGUUCGCGCCACCGGUAUCCUUUCCACCGUGCCCUUCGACAAUGAAAACGGUCAGACCGUACCGUGGGGUACAAACGUCGGCCCAGGCGUGAUGGCGCCAUUCCACCAGCAUUUGUUCUCAUUGCGUAUUGAUCCCGCGCUGGACGGAUACAAGAACACUGUCUAUUACGAAGACAGUGUGCCCAUGCCCGAGGAUGACAAUAACCCCUACCUGGUCGGAUACACCACCGAUCAGAAGGUCAUCAAGACUAGUGGCAGUGAAUCGACCAGCGUGGAGAAGCACCGCGUGUUCAAGAUCCGCAACGACCACAUCAUCAACCCGAUCACGCACCACCCGAUCGCGUACAAGUUGAUGACCUCGCCCAGCCAAAUGCUCCUAGCCCACCCAAAGUCCUACGGCCUGAAGCGCGCACAGUUUGCAACCCGCCCAAUUUGGGUGACCAAGUACCGAGACGACGAGCUCUUCGCCGCAGGCGAAUUCACGAACCAAAGCAAGGAAUCGCAAGGGGUGGAGAAGUGGGCUGCGAGAAAUGACGCAGUUGAGGACGAGGACGUUGUUCUCUGGCAUACUUUCGGUCUUACCCACAACCCGCGUAUCGAGGACUUCCCCGUUAUGCCGAUGGAGCGUGUUAGUGUCAUGCUUAAGCCGGAUGGGUUCUUUACUAAGAACCCGGCGCUGGAUGUGCCGCAGUCGGAUCAGUCGUUUAACAAGUCUACUCUGCACCCUGAGCCGUCUUGCUGCGCUGGGCCUCAGGAUCGCAGCCAGGUGAAGUUGUAA